This is a messenger RNA of Lolium perenne, 702 nucleotides long. RefSeq lists its product as uncharacterized. The record is from RefSeq and is a predicted model, not a curated record. NCBI's taxonomy places the organism in Eukaryota, Viridiplantae, Streptophyta, Magnoliopsida, Poales, Poaceae.
AUGGCGAUGGUCAAGGUUGGCGAGACAUCGACACCGGUGGUGGAGACGGUGGGGCCGGCUUUGUAUCCGCGCCUCGAUCGCAAGGACUACAGGCUUUGGGCCCUCAACAUGGAGGUGGCCCUGGAAGCUGCAGAGAUCUGGGAGGCUGUCGAUCCUGGCGGCAAUGAUUACGCCAAGGGAGGCGCGAAGUACACGAAGGAUCGCAAAGCAUUAACGGAGAUCUAUUCCGUCGUGCCGAAGGACGUGAUGCAGCACCUCGUCGGAAAGAAGUCGGCGAAGGAUGCGUGGGAGACGAUCAAGAGCUUGCACCAAGGUCAUGCCCGCGUGAGGGAAGCGCAUCUUCAAACUUUGACGAAAUGUUAUGAAGAUCUGAAGAUGCAGGAAAUCGAGACGGUUGAUCAGUUUGCCGCCAGUUUCUUCACCCUCAUUAACGCAAUCAGGGGAUAUGGCGAGAGGUUGGAUGAGGUCAAGAACGUCAGAAGGUUCUUGCGUGCCGCACCGGCGCGCUAUAUGCAGAUCAUUACGUCGAUUGAACAGUGUCUCGACCUGAAUACACUGACGGUUGAUGAUCUCGUCGGAAGGUUCAAGGCCCACGAUGAGAGAAUCCGGCUUAGCUUCGAUGACCCGGACCAGAGUGAGCACUUGAUGCUCACGAAGCAGCAGUGGACGACUCUUUCGAAAAAAAGCAAGGAGGGUCCAUGA